Molecule: messenger RNA, 1375 nt
Organism: Juglans regia (Persian walnut)
Lineage: Eukaryota; Viridiplantae; Streptophyta; Magnoliopsida; Fagales; Juglandaceae
Exons: 2
Coding region: 175-954 (259 amino acids)
Source: RefSeq, a predicted model, not a curated record
CUACAAAGCCCGCCCGGUCAUCGUCGUCCUCGUCUUCAUCUCUUUCGAGCCCUCUCUCCCUCUCUCUUUCUCCACUCUGCAACCCUAACCCUAAAGACAUCUUUAACAAAUAACGAAUAUAAUCGAAUCAGAUUCUUCCCUCCCUCCCACCUCUCUCUCUACCUCUCUCACCAAAUGAACCUUCAAACCACCAAAGAAUCUGCAACGAAUCACAAUACCACCACCACUACCAACAGCAACAGAAGCAGAAGACAAGACGCAUCAGAGUGCAGCAACUGUGGGACCCCCAAGGGUGGGUCCGGGUGUUGGCCCAUCGUCCACCACGUCCGUCUUCGCGGCAUCGACCGCGUGCUCUGCACCUCCUGCGUCCUCCGCCUCCACCCCUCCUCCUUCUGCCCACUCUGCUUCCAUUUUUUCGACCACAAUCUUCUCAAUUCCCAUUCUAGCCUGCAGAAUCCCUCUAAUCGCCCCACUGUCCCCUGCUCCAAAUGCUCCUCCCUCACCCACUCCCACUGCCUCCCUGCCUCUCAUUCUUCUUCUUAUCUCUGCCCGCCUUGCUCCAAUCCCAACUUCUCCUUCUUCCACCUCGAAGAAACGCACCGUUCCGUCGACAGGAAGCUGGCAACCGUCCUGCUCUGCGCUUCAAGGAUCGCCUCCGCUUCCAUGAGCAAGGCGGUGAUUGUCUCCCGCGCUGACGCCGAGAGGAAGGUCAGGGAGGCCGCUGUGGCGAAGAAGCGGGCUCGCGAGGCGCUGGAGCACUUGGUCAUGGUGGAGGCCAGGGAGAAAAGCAGCCGGAAGAAGGUCGAAAGUAAAGAGAACGGCAAUGUUAUGGUGGGGAGUGGGGAAGAGAAGAAGAAAGUGGAGGUGGUUGAGUCAAUGCGAAGUAAUGGGAAUCAGAAGGAGAACGUGCAUAUGCGCGCCAGUGUGAAGGAAGAGAGAGACCAUGCAAAAUAGUGACGGCAGGAUUGCAACAGCAGCAGCCCAAUAAUGAGAAAUUGAGUUUUGCAUUGGGAGCUCGACCAAUGAUUCGAAGGAAUAGGAAUUGUCCGCUGUUCAUGGGAUUUGUAAGUGAAUUAGUUGUUUCCGUCUGCCGGAGCAUGUUUCAUUCUCUUGAUUCAUUCAUUUCGUUGCUUCAAUGUACUUGUAGUAACUGAAUAGGCUGUUCUUGUACCCGGUGAGAGAGUGCAGAGAUAAAUAGUCUAAUCUCUUCUUCUUUUAUUAUGGGUAAAAUGACGCAAUGCCAUUCUUUUGUAGUCAAACAGUGGCAUUGUAUUUACUUGUAAAUUAGUGGUCCACAUGCUUACUUAUGUGAGUAUUUGGGAUAUUGAUCUCAAUGAUUAGACAGCUACAGAGAAUUUGCUUAAUUUUUUUUAUU